Messenger RNA from Vigna angularis (adzuki bean), 2095 nucleotides. Its product is annotated as exocyst complex component EXO70B1-like. The transcript has a single exon. Gene Ontology annotation, biological process: exocytosis. Gene Ontology annotation, molecular function: phosphatidylinositol-4,5-bisphosphate binding. Gene Ontology annotation, cellular component: exocyst. Lineage: Eukaryota; Viridiplantae; Streptophyta; Magnoliopsida; Fabales; Fabaceae. The record is from RefSeq and is a predicted model, not a curated record. Bases 18 to 2024 code for a protein of 668 amino acids.
ACCUUGCUUGAGUGAUAAUGCUCACCAAAAUUCAUAGUAGGCUGCUGCAGCCAAAGGUAUGGAGAUUUCUGUGUUUUGUUUCAUCGAUUGUUGGACUUGUCUGUUAUGCUUUGAGCUCUUCUUUCAAUCAUUUAUGUGGCGCUUGGAAGUGGUGGAAGAUCUUUUUGUAUAUUGGUUUUAGUUUCUUCAUCUCCCUUUCCACCUUGUUUGCAAAGGCAUGGGAGUGCUCCAACUCUCCCUGUUUGGAGGCUCACACGGCCUUCUUGGUUUUGCUGAUAACUUCUGUGUACUCCUUUUUCUUCGAUAAACAAGUCACAGAGAAACCAGAUGCAUAUAGUCUGGUUUCGUAUGCUGCAUUUGCUAUCAUGUCACUAGGCUUGUCAAGACUCAGUCACUUCGGAUUUGAGGUCGAUCUUCUAUAUUUUUUCAGUGGAUUUCUGACAGUACAACUCAUGAAAAUAAAAUUAUGGUUAGUAAUUGUUGGACGGAGUUUCAGUUAUUCCCUCAUCAUUCUUCGUUCGGCCUUGGAUGCUUCAGCCACUGGGUAUGUUGGACUCCAUGUCAAUGAUGACGUAGUCAUUGAAAUUGAUUCACACUCACAAGGAACAAGCCGCAAUUUUUCACAAGUUGGUUCACCUCAAACUAUUACCACUGUUGUUGGUAAUUCCCUCGUCAUGCCGCAAGGCGUUGUUGUCUCUGAAGGAGUUGAGGAUUCAGGAUUCAUGGUCACUCAAGGCAAAAAUGACAGUAAAAAAAGUAUAAUGGCACGAUUCAUGGAAUGUAUAGAGGUGCUUAAGAAGGAGAAUGAGACCCUUAUCGACACAAUUUCAAAGCAUGUAGAUGGAUAUCUUAAAGCUAAUGUGGCCAACAAGAUUCCAACGGUGGAACUCCAUGCUGACAACAACUUGGUGGUUGAUGCAUUGCCUGCUGGAAUCAUCAACGACCUUCACGAAGCCGUGUGGCUGAUACUGGCUGAAGGGUUUGAGGAGGAUUGUUGCAGAGCAUACUAUACUUGCCGAAGGGAGUUUCUGAAAAAGUGUUUAUGGACUUUUGGGUUGCAAAUGCAAGAGCUUUGCAUGGAGGACAUUGAUAAGAUGGACAAGAUUCAGAGUUGGUUAACAAAGGUUUUGUAUGUAGUUGAUAGUGUACUCCUUCCCAAUGAAAGGACACUCUGUGGUCGCGUUUUUAAAGGGGUCUCUUCCGCUGGGGAUUUUACUUUCACUGUGGUUUGUAGAGAAUUGAAUAUUUGUUUGGUUCGCAUUGCCAAUCACUUGGCAACUAUUCUGGAGUGUGAAAAUUUUACAUAUUAUGAGGGUGGUGAGCUUCAUCCUAACAUCUGUGAAUUGAUGUACAAAUUUCGUUAUGUUUGCACACAAAGGGAUAAUAGAUCUAGGCAAGGAUUAGAAGAAUACACCAUGUUUGAUAAGGAGGGAAAGCUUUUACCGUCUGUGAAUGUGGCCAGGAUAAUAGCAGCAGCCCUGAUAGAGAGAAUUUUAGAAGUGGAGUCCAAAAAUUACCAUAACCCUUCUCUGGGAUUUGUUUUCAUCAUGAACAAUCUGAGUUUCAUACAAGUAGGAGCAAAGUUCUAUCGAUUGGUUCCUAUUUUUAGUCAAGAUUGGCUCCGGAAAUUCACAACAAAAUUUCAACAAAACCUCGAACUCUAUCUGAAAAGCUCGUGGAAUAAGAUUGUGGACUUUCUGAAGUUUGAUAUCUGUGAAUCAGAGACUAGUGUUGCGGUUGGGUUACUGAAAGACAGGAUAAAUUCGUUCAACGAACACUUUGAUGAGAUAUGCAAUGUUCAGUCUACUUGGUUUGUGUUUGAUGAAGACUUAAGAAAACAUAUUGUAAAAUCCAUAGAAAACAUGUUGUUGCCAGCAUAUGGAAACUUCAUUGGAAGGUUGCAGAAUUUUCUUGGCAAACACAGUUAUAAUUAUAUUAAGUAUGGAAUGUUUGACGUCCAAGAUCGAGUCCGCAAUCUGUUUGUUGUUAUGAAGAAUAAGAAUCUGUUUCUGAAACAGAAGUGAAAGAAACCCAAGCGAUGAUUUAGAAUACAAAAUUUUUAUUGUUGUGUUGUUGGAAUAUUGUUGUUCGAAUA